UUGGCUAGGUAGCAGAACCAACUACCAAGUAUCAACACUACUCUAAACGGUGCGUUUCAAUGAUGAAAGCAUGAAAAUGAAAAUAAUUCCGCUUCUUCUCUUCCACCUGUCGAUCAAAGCGUUGGACUGCUAGUUCUUCCAGAGAUUUCUAAUUCUCAAACAAUCUCACCCAGUUCAGUCCAAAAUAAAAAUCAUGGAGUGAUCGUAGUGGCUCUGCUCCUUGCGAGUUGCGAAUAAAAGUGAAAAAAAAAAAAAAAAAAUGAAAGAAGAAAUGUGCUUGGAGUGCCUGCAACGCCGAAUCAAGUCGGAUUUCUCAGACCGGCAACUCGUUUUCUCCUAUGCCCUCUCUCAUUCCGCUCUCCCUCUCGCCUCUACUGCCGUCGUUCAGAUGUGUAAUCCAAGUGGGGAGGCCUCAGCUUCUCACUUCAUAGUGGUGUAUCUUCCCAGUACAGACCACAAUUGCUUAACCAAAUACGUUAAUGAAUAUAUUGAAGGAAGUGAUAAUCAUGGGAUUGAUGAUAUUUGUCGAGAUCAAGGAGAGGUUGGAGUGGGAAUUAGCGGCAAUGAAACUACUUUAUCGAAUGAUAAUCAGUGUUUGUCAAGUGGUGGUGAUAAGAAUUCAUUAGAGAGUUCUACAUGUAACCAUUCCGGUAGGUUCUCUUGCUUUAGGACAGUUACUGCGUUGGCCCCAAUUGCCCGUGUUGGCAUUUGUUCCCAAUCGAUUCUUGAAGAGGUUGUUGCCAACUACUUGUCUGGGUCUUUGGAAGAUGACGUUUUGUCCUCACUUAAUCUAUUGAUAGAAGGGAAACCUACAGGGAGAGAUAGCAUAAAUUUUCUUAGUUUACUUGGGGUACCAUCAUUUGAGGAGAGUAACUUCCCUGGUUCCCUGAGGCAUCCAAAUAUAGCUCCUGUUCUUGCAAUGCUCAAUACAUCUGGUCAUAUUAAUUUGGUGCUUCCGAAAGCACCAUACACCUUGGAAAACAUUCUCCAUUAUAGUCCUAAUGCUUUAAAAUCGGAGUGGCAUGUAAGGUUUUUAAUAUAUCAGGUACUCUCGGCGUUGGCUUACAUACAUGGUUUAGGGGUUGCCCAUGGUAAUAUAUGCCCAUCCAGUAUAAUGUUGACUGAGUCAUGCUGGUCUUGGCUGAGCAUUUGUGAUAAGUCUUUGUUAGGAUUUGACUUAAGUACAAGAGAUAAUGAAUGCACUGAUACUGCCCCUGCGAAGAUAGGUUGUUGCAUAGAGGAUUGUCUUUCUCAAGGUCUCUAUGCUGAUUUGAAGCUUUCCACAUCUAUAGACUGGCAUUAUGAUUUUAAUAAGUGGUGGAGGGGAGAGAUGAGUAAUUUUGAGUACCUACUCAUCUUAAAUAGAUUAGCUGGGAGACGGUGGGGUGACCACACAUUUCAUACUGUAAUGCCUUGGGUGAUAGAUUUUAGCAUGAAACCUGAUGAGAAUUCUGAUGCCGGCUGGAGGGAUUUAAGCAAGAGCAAAUGGCGGUUGGCAAAAGGGGAUGAACAGUUGGACUUCACCUAUUCGACAUCUGAAAUCGCCCACCAUGUAUCAGACGAAUGCCUUUCUGAAUUGGCAGUCUGCAGUUACAAAGCAAGGAGGUUACCUUUGAGUGUCCUGCGUACAGCUGUUCGUUCAGUCUAUGAACCCAAUGAGUAUCCCUCUACCAUGCAAAGACUGUACCAAUGGACCCCUGAUGAGUGCAUUCCAGAGUUUUACUGUGAUCCCAAAGUUUUUAGUUCUCUGCAUGCUGGGAUGACUGAUUUGGCCAUACCUUCAUGGGCAGGUAGUCCUGAGGAGUUCAUUAAAUUACAUCGUGAUGCUUUGGAAAGUAACCUAGUCUCACGCCAAAUCCAUCAUUGGAUUGAUAUCACCUUUGGGUACAAAAUUUCGGGUCAGGCAGCUAUUGCUGCCAAAAAUGUUAUGCUGCCUUCUUCAGAGCCCACAAUGCCAAGGUCAGUGGGACGCCGCCAGCUCUUUACUCAACCACACCCCAUGCGUCGGGGUUCUACCAAGAAAGCAUGUGAUAGCACCAGUAAAUCAACUAUGCAUCAAUGCCAAGCAAAUGAAGUAGAGAGUGAAAAAUCUCUCCUCUUUGAUACUGCUUAUUUACAAGAGUUAGAAGAAGCCUCUGCCUUUUCUGAACAAGCUAGGCAUUUGAGUGCUCUUUAUGGCUGUGAUCCUGAACAUUUUGGGAAGGAUGUCAAUCCUGCGGGGGAGCUAUCAGGUGAGAAUUUCAAGAGAAGUAUAUCUACACUCUCUGACAUUAUCGGAAACAACAGGUUGCCAUUUGAUAUUGAUCUGAGUUAUCUUCUUGAGCAUAUUGAGGUGGAGGGUGAAGGUUCCAUGGGAUAUCAAGAGUUACUACUUUGGAGGCUGGGGUCAUCUUGUUCAAGGACUUGCUUUGAACGUGCUGCAAAGGACAUAUUUUCUGUAGGUUGUGUUUUAGCAGAACUUCAUUUGAGGAAGCCACUUUUCGAUUCAACUUCAUUGGUCAUGUACUUGGAGAGUGGAAUAUUACCUGGAUUGAUCCAGGAACUUCCUCCUCACACUAAAGUACUUGUUGAAGCAUGCAUUCAGAAGGACUGGAUGAGGAGGCCAUCUGCUAAAAGUCUUUUAGAUUCACCUUAUUUUCCCGCGACGGUUAAAUCAUCAUACUUGUUUCUUUCUCCCCUUCAACUUCUUGCUAAAGAUGGCUCCCACCUUAUUUAUGCUGCAAAUUUUGCAAAGCAAGGAGCCCUCAAGAAAAUGGGAACAUUUGCGGCUGAAAUGUGUGCUCCAUACUGCUUACCGCUAGUAGUGACUCCUCUGUCUGAUACUGAAGCUGAAUGGGCUUAUAUACUACUAAAAGAAUUCAUAAAAUGCUUGACUCCAAAAGCAGUGAAGGCACUGGUCUUGCCUGCUAUCCAGAAGAUUUUACAGACUACAGGUUAUUCACACUUGAAGGUUUCUAUUCUUCAAGAUUCAUUUGUGCGAGAGAUUUGGGAUCGGGUUGGUAAGCGAGCAUAUCUCGAAACAAUACAUCCUUUGGUCAUAUCAAACUUGUACAUUGCUCCUCAUAAGAGUUCAGCGGCUGCUGCUUCUGUGCUGCUAAUCGGAUCUAGUGAAGAGCUUGGUAUACCUGUUACCAUUCAUCAGACAAUCUUGCCUCUAAUUCACUGCUUUGGGAAAGGUCUCUGUGCUGAUGGAAUUGAUGUCCUGGUUAGAAUUGGUGGUCUUUUAGGGGAGACAUUUGUUGUCAAACAGUUGCUACCAUUGCUAAAACACGUUGUUCGUUCCUGCAUUGAUGUCUCAUCUAUGAAGAAGCCUGAGCCUGUCCAGAGCUGGAGUGCUCUAGCACUUAUUGAUUGUCUAAUGACAUUAGAUGGCCUGGUUGCAUACUUGCCAAGGGAGGUGGUUGUAAAGGAGCUAGUUGAUGAUCGAAGUUGCCUUCAUGUUAUGGUUCUUAUGCAUAAGAAUUUGGAAUUUGCGGUGCUUCAGGUUGCUGCUACUACUCUCAUGGCAGUUUGUCAGCGGAUUGGAUCGGAUCUGACAGCAUUGCAUGUUCUACCACAACUUAAAGAGCUAUUUGAUGAGAUUGCUUUCUCACAGGAAGUUAUUGGAGGAUCUCCUCUUAACAGAAGUGUGAAGGUUUCUAAAGCAAAAAUUGAUGGGGAGGUUCAAAUUGAAAGCCGUAUGGACCUUGUGUUGAUUCUGUACCCUUCUUUUGCAUCUCUUCUUGGGAUAGAGAAACUUCGACAGUGUUGUGCAACAUGGUUGCUUCUUGAGCAAUAUCUUUUACGGUGUCAUAAUUGGAAGUGGGAAUAUACAGGAGAAUCACCUCGAAGUGGUUCAGAAAAUAAUAGAAGGCCUUUAUUCAGCUCAAGGUCUGAAUACAAUCCUGCUAAGCUGUUACUUAAUGGGGUCGGAUGGUCAAUUCCACAAUCUCAAGGAGUUAGAGGUACAAAAAACUUGAUUCCUCAGAAAUGGAUUUAUGAAGUUCAAAAGAGUCCAGUUGAGAUAGAUGCAUCAACAUCAAAUCUUGUGAAGCGUGAGCCAUGGUUUUGGUUCCCUAGUCCAGCUGUUAGCUGGGAUGGGCCUGAUUUUCUUGGUCGUGUAGGGGGUCUCAAAGAUGAACUUCCAUGGAAGAUAAGAGCAUCUGUUAUACACUCUGUCCGUGCGCAUCAUGGGGCAUUGAGAUCUUUAGCUGUUUGCCGAGAUGAGUCUACAGUAUUUACUGCAGGAAUUGGCCCUGGAUUUAAAGGAACUGUUCAGAAAUGGGAACUCACAAGAAUCAAUUGUGUAUCUGGCUAUUAUGGUCAUGAAGAGGUUGUGAACGACAUUUGUCUCAUGUCGUCCAGUGGAAGAAUAGCAUCUUGUGAUGGAACCAUACACAUUUGGAAUAGCCGAACUGGGAAAAUUAUUACUGUUUUUUCUGAACCCUUGGUGGAUUCCACACAUCUUGCAAGCCCUUUGUCUCCUGCUUCAAAGAAUAAUGCUGACCAGGGUAAUAUGCUAAAUUCCAGUACGCUAACGAGUGGGAUACUGACUAGUGCCUUUGAUGGGAACUUGUAUACUUGUAUGCAUCACUUAGAAUUUGUUGAGAUGCUUGUGGUUGGCACUGGAAAUGGUUCUCUCAGGUUCAUUGAUAUCACCCAAGGUCAAAAGCUGCACCUGUGGAGGGGGGAGUCUGUUGAGUCUGGUUUUCCUUCUCUUGUUUCUGCCAUAUGCUCCAGUGGGUCUGACAAAAUGCAUGCAGAUGGAGCUUCUGCUUCGCCAUCUUGGAUCGCAGCUGGUCUAAGUACAGGUCAUUGUAGGUUAUUUGACCCAAGGAGUGGAAAUGUUAUUGCCUCUUGGCGAGCUCAUGAUGGAUAUGUGACAAAGUUGGCUGCACCAGAGGACCAUUUGCUUAUUUCAAGCUCUCUUGAUAGGACUUUACGAAUCUGGGACUUGAGAAGGAAUUGGCCACCGCAGCCCACUAUUUUCAAAGGUCAUUCUGAUGGCGUGUCUGGUUUCUCUUUAUGGGGCCAAGAUGUUAUUACAAUUUCCAGAAAUAGGAUUGGACUUACGUCUUUAUCUAAAUCUGCUGAUGAAGAUGGGCGUUAUCGGGUCAUACCUCAGAAACUCUACAUGGCAGAUCAUGGAACAAAAAAUUUAUCAGUGUUAUCAAGUAUUAGUAUUCUACCUUUCUCACGAUUGUUUCUUGUUGGAACAGAGGACGGAUAUCUGAGACUCUGUUGUUAGAUACAAAUUGAUACCACAAAGAAAGACUACAUGUUUUCAUUUUUGAGAAUGGCUCGCUCUUAAUUUUAGCAGAAAGGAGCUUCACAUUGUAAUUACAAAAACGCUAUGUGCAUAUUCUGUCUUCUCUUCAUCAGUUUAUUCCCUAGGCA
Messenger RNA from Quercus robur (English oak), 5376 nucleotides. RefSeq names its product protein GFS12. Gene Ontology annotation, biological process: protein phosphorylation. The record is from RefSeq and is a predicted model, not a curated record. Gene Ontology annotation, molecular function: protein binding; protein kinase activity; ATP binding. The transcript has 16 exons. Bases 260 to 5227 code for a protein of 1655 amino acids. NCBI's taxonomy places the organism in Eukaryota, Viridiplantae, Streptophyta, Magnoliopsida, Fagales, Fagaceae.